Messenger RNA from Sporothrix schenckii 1099-18, 282 nucleotides. RefSeq lists its product as uncharacterized. The record is from RefSeq and is a predicted model, not a curated record. Bases 1 to 282 code for a protein of 93 amino acids. Lineage: Eukaryota; Fungi; Ascomycota; Sordariomycetes; Ophiostomatales; Ophiostomataceae. The transcript has a single exon.
AUGCUGCGACCCUUGCUCCUUCCUCUCCACGCCCAAAACGACGACGACACGACCACUCCAGCGUUUCUGGACUUUUUCGACCAUUCUGCCUCACGAUCCUCUUUGACGACCGUCGACCACCUCCACUCGGCAGCGCGGCCACCGAGACACACUCGUUCUAUCCGUCCCCCGUUGGUCGCCAAGGCCCAGCGCGUCCCCUCGUUUUCUUCUUUGCUUCUUUCUUCCUCGCCUGCUUCCCGACGACGCCGCCGUGAGAGACCAUACGACUCGAGCGACCGUUAA